AUGGAAAACUUGUUCGGUUUGCUAAGAGUCAACGUCAUAAGAGGUAUCGACCUUGCUAUAAGAGACUGUACAAGCAGCGAUCCUUACGUGAUUGUUAGGAUGGGAAAACAGAAAUUAAAGACUAGUGUGGUGAAAAGGAGUGUCAACCCUGAAUGGAAUGAUCAACUUACCCUAUAUAUUGAUGACCCUAAUCUUCCAAUCAAGUUGCAAGUUUAUGAUAAAGACAAAUUCAGUUUAGAUGACAAAAUGGGAAAUGCUGAAUUCGACAUUAAAGCAUUUGUAGAAGCUGUAAAGAUGCGAUUGCACAAUAUUCCAAGUGGAACCAUAAUUUGUAAAGUAAAACCAAACCGGGAAAAUUGUCUAUCAGAAGAGAGUUGUAUUAAGUGGGAAAAUGGUGAAGUAAUCCAACACAUGUUUCUCAGACUCAGAAAUGUCGAGUGUGGUGAAAUAGAGCUCCAGUUGCAGUGGAUACAUGUCCCUGGAUCUAGAGGUUUAUAG
This is a messenger RNA of Fraxinus pennsylvanica, 498 nucleotides long. The record is from the annotation of a GenBank genome assembly. NCBI's taxonomy places the organism in Eukaryota, Viridiplantae, Streptophyta, Magnoliopsida, Lamiales, Oleaceae.